Messenger RNA from Maylandia zebra (zebra mbuna), 662 nucleotides. Its product is annotated as protein C19orf12 homolog. The record is from RefSeq and is a predicted model, not a curated record. NCBI's taxonomy places the organism in Eukaryota, Metazoa, Chordata, Actinopteri, Cichliformes, Cichlidae.
AAGUGGAAGCGGGAUGCUCAGGUCAGUGUUUCUGUGCACAGCAGAUUAUCAGCUCGCACACUCAGGACAGCACGGAGAUUCACCAAGAAGAUGGAAGCGAAAGAUGAACAUAUCGAAAAACUGAUUCAUGAAUUAUCACCUGAUGUAGAGAGAGAGCUGAGAAACACCUGGAUGCGCCUCCUCAAAGGAACAGUUGUGACGGGAGGAUGCACAUUAGUAUGCGCGGCUCUCUUUGGACCUGUGGGGUUUGCUGUUGGUGGAGUCAUUGGUGGCCUCUCCAGCUGGCUGACCAGUAAAAAGUUCAAGUCUGUGCCUGAGAUCCUGGGGGAGAUGACUGAUGACCAGAGGAGAGAGCUCUUCAACGCAAUCAGGCGACAUUUACGUGGCCUGGUGUGGAAAACUGCUGAAGACCUCAUUGAUAAAGUGAUGAGAAAUCCUGAUCUCAAGACCACAAUUAUCAAUUUGUUAAUCGGAAUGUUAAUGUGAGAACAGGCGUCUUAACAUUUAUGACUCUGUGUGUGUGUUGGCCUUCGUGAUGGACAAACACAGUCAGUGAAUUUUAACCAGACGUAUUUCUCAGUUAGAAACAUAAAUUAGAGAUAAUCUGUGCCGGAGUAGAAAGUCAAUGUAUUUUCUUCACUCUGAUUCAAAUAAAAGAAAAA